AUGAAGAAACUCCCCUUUAAGCCCACCGCGCUGCGCAGGGCAGCGACAAAACCAAAACCAACACAAUCCGAGGAUUCCAAGGACAGUGACGACGAUGGUCUCUCUCUGUUCCGCCGCUCAAAGGAGAUGGCGCCUAUCAUGGCAGCUGAUCAGCAAAGGCGUUGGGAGAGACAUAGAGAAGCUGAGCGCAAACGACUUGAGGCCAUUGGGGAGAAACGACCGCGAGAAGACUCCUCAGAUAGCGAUGGGCUCACCAACAAGGACCCUGGCCCCGAGGUCAGCGACGGUCUACCUUCCCUGCCUCCACGGAUAGAGGGAACUCCUGUUACCGAUCAGCCGCUGACAUACGACGGAGCGGAUCGCACCAGUGAACUUGUCACUCCUCCUCCGUCAAAACGAUCAAGGCUUGACUCAAGCUCGGCCCAGAAGCCUAUACUUAGUUCGCGACUCGACAUAGACGAAGACCCUUUCCCAGAUGCAUCGCCAACUCGAAGAUUGGGGCCGAUUUGUAACCCCCCUACUCCAAGUCGAAACCUGAAGACAGAAAGUUUCAAACCACAGGCCAAACCAAAUCCAGAUCCCAUAACGAUUGACUCAGAUUCGGAACCCGACUCAGAACCUCCCAAGCCUAAGACCGAACUAUCAUCGAAGCCGGGAAGUAGUAGUAUCGAACUUGCGGAGCGGACCGCUAAGCCUCCUAAAGUACCAAGCCCACCACCAGUGGAGGAGGAUGAAUUCGCAGAGUACAUUCGCAAAGCCGAAGAGAAGCGAGCCCGCCAACAGGCUCUGCAGGCUAACAAGUCUGAGGAGCAGCCCAAGGAGGCCUUUAACAUUUUUAUUACCAGCACGAUUCCGCAUACUGUACCCCUGCAAGUGAGGGUUUUAUUCAACAAACCUCUUCGCGUAGUUCGAGAUGCGUGGGUCAAACACCAACUGAAAAAAGGCGUUUCCAUACAAGCAGACGAUGUGACUCUCACCUGGAACAACAAGAAAGUAUACAACACUUCCACCCUGAUUGGCCUGGGCAUUCGCCCGAUCGGCAAUGGACGUGCUGUGAGCGACGGUCAAGGGUCGGCGGGCUUCAGAGAGAACAUGUCUUCAAUAAACGUACAAGCCUGGACUCCGGAACUCUUUCAGAGGAUGGAGCAGGAGCAGGAACUCCAGCGGAAGCGUGACGCUGGUGAACUUUCUGGCGAGGAAGAUGAGAAGCCAGCCGAGAGAAUCAGGUUCGUGAUCAUGCUCAAAGGACGGGACGUUGAACCGCUGGCUUGCAAGAUUCUCCCUGAGACAACUGUGGAAACGCUCAUCUCGCACUUCCGUCAACAGCGUAAUGUUGGUUCAGAUAAGCAGGUAUCUCUGUGGUGGGAUGGUGAGCGGCUCGAGGAGCACGUGGAGAUGCAGGAUGCCGAGAUCGAGGCUCGAGACACAAUCGAAGUGCAUAUCGAUUAA
Molecule: messenger RNA, 1449 nt
Organism: Fusarium subglutinans
Lineage: Eukaryota; Fungi; Ascomycota; Sordariomycetes; Hypocreales; Nectriaceae
Product: ubiquitin
Exons: 2
Coding region: 1-1449 (482 amino acids)
Molecular function (GO): protein binding
Source: RefSeq, a predicted model, not a curated record